AUGGACGCGCAGAGUGAUACAGCUGCCAGAGCCGGUCAGGCUAGGCCGUCUCUCUCACCGGCCGUCGAGAUAGCAGUUCCAAGCACGCCGACUCCAGAGCUGAGCAGCAGCAGCAGCCCUGCGCCCGACUCACAGGCUACCCAAAUCCAGUCGCAACCUGACCGCGUCGACUCCGAGAAGCCCACGAUAGCUUCACCAGCAGUCAGGCAGUCAUCUUCGAGUAUGACGCCUCCUCCGUCAGCUCAGGCACCGGAGAAUGUGUCUACACCAUCCCAGCGCGCUCGUUCUCAGUCGCACCCCUUUCUUGCUUCGCCGCCAUCCACCGUCAACCAGUCGCUGUGUGAUGCGUACGGCAUAUCAGAGCGCCUACCCACCGUGAGCGAGAUUGAUGAUGCUGAUGAGCCCGCGCUUCGAAAGAUAGCGAACGAGCUGCUUGUCGUUGCUCAGGACUUCCGCAUGUCAGCAGCUCACUUCAAGCUUCAAAACAGCCUUCUCUCCCUCACCAGCAACGAGGCCGUCAAACGCGCAGAGGUAGAGCAGCAGCUCGCCAAACGCGAAGUUGAGAUCCUACAGAGUGAUGAGUAUCGUGUUCGUCGAGGUAUUGCGCAGGAGGAAUCAGCACGCAGCUUUCAGAACCAUGAGCUCUCUGGCGCCAGAGCCAGGAUCCAGGACCUAGAGCAGAUGAAUGCUACACUGGACCGCAGACUUCACCGGGCAAAACAGAUCAUCGAGGAGAAGUCAGACCAGUACGAGAUGCUAUUGGAGGAGAAUGGCCGACUGAAGAAGCGUAUUCGAGACAACCGUGAACACUUCACUAUGAUGAUGGACGGCGGAUCUCUCCCGACAAGUCCUCGUGCUGACAUACAUACACCACAACGCAAAGCAGCCGUACUGCCUCCACGUCAUGCUCCCCUAGAGAGCUCUCGUUCUUUCAAUGGUAAACUCGGCAGCCAGGAUUUGCUGGCUACUCUCCUGGCAGCAGACCAGGUCCUGCACGGAGAUAGCUCACGCACCCAACCCCCUUCACAGUCCAAGCCUCGAGGGCACAGAAACUACCACACUCACACUCGUGGUGCGCAUUCGAUGUCUUCCUUGACCCCCAUAUCCCAUGCCAGAAUGUCGGAACCCGCUCAACCCCGUUUCUUUACUCCAGUAAACAAAAAGAUGCGAGAGCCCCGGAUAUCCCCAACACCUGUAUCUGGCCGCCUGGACGAGGAAGAUGAGGGCCGCCAUGACCGUGACAGCACUUUGUCCGCAUCUGACAUCGAGGCAGUCACUGACGAAGACGUGCCAGCGUCUCAGGCUAGCUCUCUAGCCACCAGCAUGCUUCGUCGCUAUCCAGGGACCAGUCAGGAGGAGCCAUCGAUCCCUACCAACAUAGGCAAAUCCAGUGCAAUGCUUCAGACAAAAUUAUUCGGCCAUGUGAAAAAGGCUGGUCUUGAGCGUCCUUCUGACCAUAUGAAGCGCAAGAAUACUAGUUCUGAGGGCAAAUCCCUCUCUCCCAAAAAGGCGAGGGGGUCGAUUCCUCUCCAUCUAAAUGUUGCCGUCUAG
Messenger RNA from Nannizzia gypsea CBS 118893, 1551 nucleotides. RefSeq lists its product as hypothetical. The transcript has a single exon. The record is from RefSeq and is a predicted model, not a curated record. Bases 1 to 1551 code for a protein of 516 amino acids. Lineage: Eukaryota; Fungi; Ascomycota; Eurotiomycetes; Onygenales; Arthrodermataceae.